Molecule: messenger RNA, 1986 nt
Organism: Monomorium pharaonis (pharaoh ant)
Lineage: Eukaryota; Metazoa; Arthropoda; Insecta; Hymenoptera; Formicidae
Exons: 2
Coding region: 413-757 (114 amino acids)
Source: RefSeq, a predicted model, not a curated record
AAAGUUCCCCCAAAAAGUUCGUAGAAAGAGAUAAAGAGUAAGUUAAUCCAAGAUUAAAGUUAAUCUACGUUGGUAGAAAUAGGCCUUAAAUGGCGUUCUCGUUUUAUUUACUUCCUUAUCGCAUCCGCGAAUAUAGAUAGGCGUCGAUUGUCGCCAAAUUCACAUUUAGGGAGCCGCGAACAUAUGAGCGCGAGAUCCGAAGACCUCCCUACGACGAAAUUGCCAAGACAUGUCAGCUUCAUUUUUCGAGAAGAGACACACAAAAUUGUAAGAUUAAGUAAGCUCCACGGCGGUGAUGAAGACGAGGGGGCGAGAAUGAUCUUCGCACGGACGACGGUCAGAUAUAUUUUUGAUAUAUCGCAAAAUCAAAGUACAAAGGUUAAAUCCUGGUGAACGAGGUCUUCACGCGAGAAUGUCUACUGACCUGCUGCCGGAAUCGGUGAAUUUGUUCCUCGACGACUUCGAGACCAGUCUCUGCCUGCCUAUCCUCGUGGUCAUGGUGCUCUGUACCGCUCAGUUCGUAUUUAAUCACGCCUUCGGUAUCGGACACAUGAUUUAUCAAAACGUGAGGAAGCCGACGACGGAGGAGCAUGAGGAGCAAGAUAAAACUGACAUGAUAAAAAAACUGAAAGGAAUGCUGACUCGAGGCAUCGGAAAACCCGGCACGGCGGCGACCCCGGCGAUUAAAAAUCCUUCACGGUACGACCCUCAAUCUCAUGAGGAGGAGUGGGACUAUUGUGAGGAGGACACUGAAUGAGAUAAUAGAGCGCUUCUGCACGUCAUUAGUACAAUACAAAGUGUAUUGCAAAUAAAUCUUAUAAUAGAUAUCUUUUCAUAAUUGUCAUACAAUUCAGUUCUAAAUAAUCGCGUGGAUAAUAGCCCGGGGAUAAAGAUGACAAGGAGAGAUACCCCCUUUUGAGAUCUUAUGAUCGUUUUGUUCACUUGAUCAUUAACAUCGAUAAAAUAGCCGGACGGUCUGGAUUAACCAAUAUUUUCGUGUGAUACUGCGCUGAUAAGUUUAAGAAGGAUAAACAACGUCGUCCAAGGUCCAAGUUUUGAAGCGUGCAGAGCAUGGAAGAGGGGGACCGGUGUCGAAGACACGAGAGUAGGUCAAGGCUGACAGCUCGAAGCUCCCUCGGGUUCCACGUAUGUCACGAAUAAAGCUUAAUUAAGUCCACUUGAAAGUAACUACCGAAAGCGAAAGCUGUCGGGCCAAAUGUCCGAUCGGCCAGCGCAUUUGAUACUCCGCUGUUCCCGUUCUUUUUUUUUUUUCUGAAAAAUUAAAAUGCUCGGAUGCUCGAUCGGUUGUUCCCUCGCUAAAAUCCCUCGUAAAAUCAAAAAAGAGUACUAUCUGCUUUGCCGUUUCAUUCAUACGACGACGUUUGGAUUUUCGACUCGACGGUGCCAAUCCGAGGCCAACGGCUAAGCGAUGUUUUUCAUCGCGUGGCCUUGCAAUUAUUGCACUCGGAUAUGCGAAAAACGUCACGUGUGAAAUAUCACUUUGUUGUUGAAAAACGAUUUGCGCCACACAUUCGCGCACGACGUCCUCGAGAAAUUGUGUGCUUGCAUCGCGACCGAUGCGAUUGUUGUUGUUGCUCGGACGCGAUUUACAUGUUCAACAAUGAGCCACGCUCGGGCAAUCAUCUGUAUCAACGCGUGUGGGUGUGUACGCGUGCGUAAGAUCACGUAGACUGGUAUGCUAGCCGCUAAUUCUUGGGAUUCUUCCGAGGUCAAAGCACGCACGAUAUAUUUGUACAACUGACUUUCUAGCGGCUAGCGGAUAGAGGAAGGUGAACAUUUGCCAAUGGGUCUUUUGGCAAUAACAUGUUAUUUAAACAUAUGCUCUAAGACAUCGCUCUUUUCAAGCAGCUGAUAAGAAUGCGGAGAAGAAAGCAGUAGAAAUAGUUACGACAUGGAUUAUAUAAAAAGUUUACUAACUCAAUUAAACUAUGCGCAAUGAAAAUUAAACUUAAGCGUAAAGAGAAA